Pterocles gutturalis (yellow-throated sandgrouse) is the source of this 585-nucleotide messenger RNA. RefSeq names its product pituitary tumor-transforming 1 (gene PTTG1). NCBI's taxonomy places the organism in Eukaryota, Metazoa, Chordata, Aves, Pterocliformes, Pteroclidae. The transcript is spliced from 5 exons. The coding region runs from base 1 to 585 and encodes 194 amino acids. The record is from RefSeq and is a predicted model, not a curated record. Gene Ontology annotation, cellular component: nucleus; cytoplasm. Gene Ontology annotation, biological process: chromosome organization.
AUGGCAACGCUGAUCUUUAUUGAUCAGGAGAAUGGUGGAGUUGGUGCUACUAAGAAUCAGCUAAGACUCCCAUCAGGAUCCUCAAAAGUCUUAUCUGAAAGAACACAAGUUAAAACUCCACUUCCUAAAAAAGCAAUCAGUACACCUCCAGUCAUUUCUCACUCUGUCAGAAAGGCUCUUGGAAAUGUGAAUAGAACUGGGGGAGUCACAAGCAAGUUGGAAAAGAUAAAACAGAAAAAUCAGCCUUGCACUGAAAACAAAAUUACUGAAGAGACCACUGGAUUAGAAAGCUGCAAUGCAGUGGCUGAAGAAGACUGUCCAGAAAUAGAAAAUAUGUUUCCUUGUGAUCCUCGAGAUUUUGAGAGUUUUGAUCUUCCUGAAGAGCACAAAAUAAGCAAUAUCAACCUGCGUGGUCUUCCCCUCAUGAUAUUUGAGAGGACAUAUGACACUGUUGUGAACAUGGUUCCUUCACCUACAAAGAUUGAAGAGAUUUCAUGGGAGUCUAAUUUGCUACAAUCAACUUCUGACUUCCUUGCUACCCUGGAUGAGAUCAUUGACAUGCCACCUCCAAAUUAUGACCUCUAG